Acanthocheilonema viteae is the source of this 2700-nucleotide messenger RNA. NCBI's taxonomy places the organism in Eukaryota, Metazoa, Nematoda, Chromadorea, Rhabditida, Onchocercidae. The record is from the annotation of a GenBank genome assembly.
AUGGAUCCGACAUCAUUCGCUUCUGUGGCAGUAAUGACCGUUGUGAUUACUGUAAUUUCGAUUAUUGUCUUUAAAAUGUACCCGAAAGAAACUGAUUUUGAAAAGGCUUAUGGCGAGAAUGCUUUACGACUGCUCACUGAGGAUCGUGCGAAUAAGACAAAAAACGCAAAAAGCAAGAAUAAAGGGAAGAAUGGUGAAAGAAAAAAAGAUUUCGGAGUAGAAGAAAAGCAAAAUCGAGGUGAAAAAUCUGCAAAUGGUGAUUUACUUUAUGUUCGAUUAUCGACAAAUGGAGUUGAAGAAAUGAAUGGUACGGAUGGUGAUGAAGCUGAUGCAAAGCCGAACCGUAAGAAAUUCAAAGGCAAACAGUUAAUGGCUGAAUCAGCGAAAGAUGCGAAAGUUUCUGCUGUCGAGAGUAUUGGAGAUUUAGUAAUGCAGCAAGAUGUUGCCGAAAAGACAAAUGACGAGCUAAUGCCUACUGCAAAUAUUCUUCAUGAUGAAAAUAGGCGCAGUGAUAUUGGCGAGCGAAAAGCAAAGAAAAGGAAUCGUGCACGACGGAAUGGAGAACAUCUGCGUCAAAUCGUAAAGGAAGAAAUCAAAGUAACAGAGAACAUUGUUCCAACUAUGGAAAUUUUACCUCUGAAAAGUGAGGAUAAAAAGCUGGAAAAGAAAGGAAUUCCAUUAAAAGAUAUCAACGUGAACAAAUUUCAAGCACGUUUAGAUGCAAUUGCAGAGCUUGAAUCAGAAUAUAUCACUUUUUUCGCGAAUUAUACCAAUAAUAUGAAUACGCAGAGAGCCAAAUUAAAUGAUGAAAUUGCUUUGAUGAGAAAACAAAUCGCUGAUAAAGAUCGUCUCGUCCUGCAGUGUACCAAUAAACUUACUGCAGCUGAACAAAAGGAUUCAGAAAUUGCUAUGCUCCAGAAAACAUUAACUGAAGAGAAAAGAAAGUACAAAUUGUUUGAACAAACAGUGUGCACUCAGCUAAGUAAUAACACACAAGAAAAAUCGUAUUUACAACGAAAACAUAAUCAGUUGCAAGGAGAAUUUGCUGCAUUGAGGGAAGAGAUGAAAAAGGCGCAAUCUGUUAUUCACUCGACGCCACCACCCGUUGAUACCAAACCUUAUCAGCAACAAAUUGACCGAUUAAAAGCCGAGUUAUCAUCUAGCAAAAAUCGUUGUUCGCAGCAAGAACUGGAGCUAAAUCAACGAUUACAAGCAAUGCAACAAAUAAGGAAGGAGUUACAGAAUCAAGAUUGCCAAAUCGAACAUUUAAGUAAAACGAAUGCUUUACUCGAGAAACGUUUGCAAGAUGUGGAAGGCAAUGCGAAAGCAGAACGUGAUACGCUUGAGAUGAAACUGCAAAAUACUAUGAAAGUGGCAGAAGAAUUAAGUGCGGUGACUUCCGAGAUUCGAGACGAAAUGUUGCAACAUAGAGGAAAUGCAGAAACAGCAGUUCAGGAACAAGAAAAGCAGUGUGAACAAAUUCAUAUUUUGAAUGCGCAACUUAUGGAUGCUAAUCGAGAACGCAUGAAAUAUUUGAAUGAUUGUGCUACUUACAGCAAAAAAUUAGCUGAAAUGGAAGCUGCAAACGCAGAAUUAAGCAAUCAACUGGCGGCACUGCAAAACAUAAGUGCAACUAAUGAUGCAAACUGCAACGAAUUAACGAAGGAAGUUGAAAAAUAUCGAAAACAGCUUGCUGAUAUUAUGGAAGCCCAAUAUAAGGAAACUGCCAAGCUGAAGAAUGAACUAGAAUGUGUCCGAGAAGAGAAAGAAAAGUACAUUAAGGAGAUGUCUGCCGAAGAAGCAGUUGAAGUUGCAAAGUGCCGUAAAGAGUUGAACGAAUUUAGAAGCGAAUACAGUAAAAAAUUGAAUCGUAUUGUCUCUUUGGAACAGGAAAUCGCGAAAUACAAGAAAAUUGAAAUGGGAAGAGAAACAGUGAUGUCUUGUGAUGAUACGGACGCGCAUGAGAAAAUGAUGGAACACGGAGUCCACUCGACACCGAAAAGUGAUGCUGUAAUUUAUAGCGACAAUUUUAAAUUGGAAAUCGAUGAACUGAAGAAGAAAAAUGAGGAGUUACGUGUGGCAAAUUAUAAGAUAGUAGAAAUUUCGCAGCAGCAAGAAGCCAUUUUCAAGAAGCACAUGGAAGAAGUGGAGAAAAAUCAUGAGAAAUCUCGUCAACAAUAUUGCUGCAAUGUAUUCAAGACGCUUCGUGCAAUUGUACCGUCGAAUACAAAGUUGCCUAAUCAACCCGUUAUUUCUGAUAUGGAACAGUUCUACAAAUGGUUGCAGGAUGUCGAAAAUGUGGUACAGAAGAGCAAAAAUGUAAAACAAGAAUUCAAUGGAAAUCGAAACGAUGAAAGCGAAGAUAAAAUUAGUUCAACGAAAGUUGCAGAGCUGGAGGCAAGUAAUCAAAGGUAUCGAAUAGCACUUACCAAUCUUUCUUCUCAAAUUGAUGCGAUCGAGCAAGAAGCCAUUUUAAAGGAAAAACUAUAUCUUAGCGAAAUUUCUCGCUUACGACAUGAUAUAAACGAGCAACUCAAAAAGCAAUUAGAAGAUGAGCGUGAACGAAAGUUGGAGCUUAUUUCUGAAGCAUCCAAACUUUUCGAAAUAAUAAAUGGAACGCAAAAACCUGACAAUGGAAGAGCCGAACCACAUGUGAAAAGUAGAAGUGCAUAUGAUCUUGGCGAUGCUAAUUGUGGUUAG